AACAGUAACUACCCUAGGUCUGGCAGCACGUGGCGCGGGGCUGGAAAAAGCACAUUAGAAUAUAAACAAGAAGGGAAAGAGAGUCAAGAACCCGGACGGCAGCCUUUCACAGUAAAUACCCAAGACGGGGUUCAAUCAGCCCUCGCCUGGCGCGAGAAAGUAGCGGUGCGGCGGACUGACGUCAUAGGUACGGAGUCAGCGCGAGCUGAACGGAGCCAGCAGCUAUACUGAGGAUCCCCCGCACGGAGGACACCCCGCGUCGCCGGAAAGCAUCCCACGGCAUAACGCAGCAGAGAUAAGAUGGCCACCUCCUCCUCCAAUGUGGAAGAAGAUGAGAGUCUAAAGGGCUGCGAGAUUUUCGUGCAGAAGCAUAACAUCCAGCAGAUCCUGAAGGAGUGCAUCGUGAACCUGUGUAUAGCCAAGCCCGAUUGUCCCUUGAAGUUCCUGCGGGAGCAUUUCGAGAAGCUGGAGAAGGAAGAAUGCAAACAGAUCCUGGCGCGCCAGAAGUCCAACUCGCAGUCAGACUCCCACGACGACGAGGUGUCCCCGCCCCCCCCGAACCCAGUGGUGAAGGCCCGGCGCCGGCGUGGUGGAGUCAGCGCCGAGGUUUAUACAGAAGAGGAUGCUGUCAGCUACGUCAGAAAGGUGAUCCCCAAGGACUACAAGACCAUGACGGCUCUGGCCAAGGCCAUAUCCAAGAACGUGCUCUUCGCUCAUCUCGACGACAACGAGAGGAGUGACAUAUUUGAUGCCAUGUUCCCUGUCACUCACAUCGCCGGAGAGACCGUCAUUCAGCAAGGUGAUGAAGGGGACAACUUCUAUGUGAUCGACCAGGGGGAGGUGGAUGUGUACGUGAAUGGCGAGUGGGUGACCAGCAUUGGGGAGGGCGGCAGCUUCGGGGAGCUGGCACUCAUCUAUGGGACGCCGCGCGCCGCCACCGUCAAGGCCAAGACGGACCUGAAGCUGUGGGGCAUAGACCGUGACAGCUACCGGCGCAUCCUCAUGGGCAGCACACUGAGGAAGAGGAAGAUGUAUGAGGAAUUCCUGAGCAAGGUCUCCAUCCUAGAGUCCCUGGAGAAGUGGGAGCGGCUGACGGUGGCGGAUGCGCUGGAGCCCGUGCAGUUUGAGGACGGCGAGAAGAUCGUGGUGCAGGGGGAGCCCGGCGAUGACUUCUUCAUCAUCACAGAGGGCACAGCCUCUGUGCUCCAGCGCCGUUCCGACAAUGAGGAGUACGUGGAGGUGGGCCGUCUUGGACCCUCCGACUACUUCGGAGAGAUUGCCCUGCUGCUGAACAGGCCGCGGGCGGCCACAGUAGUGGCACGCGGACCGCUGAAGUGUGUCAAGCUGGACCGACCACGAUUCGAGCGCGUGCUGGGGCCCUGCUCCGAGAUCCUGAAGAGGAACAUCCAGAGAUACAACAGCUUCAUCUCCCUGACCGUGUGACGGGGGCAAGGGGCAGCUGCGCGG
Molecule: messenger RNA, 1467 nt
Organism: Paramormyrops kingsleyae
Lineage: Eukaryota; Metazoa; Chordata; Actinopteri; Osteoglossiformes; Mormyridae
Source: RefSeq, a predicted model, not a curated record